Messenger RNA from Siniperca chuatsi (mandarin fish), 2137 nucleotides. It is a transcript of the gene crdhl, whose product is annotated as retinol dehydrogenase 13. The record is from RefSeq and is a predicted model, not a curated record. The coding region runs from base 540 to 1598 and encodes 352 amino acids. Lineage: Eukaryota; Metazoa; Chordata; Actinopteri; Centrarchiformes; Sinipercidae. The transcript is spliced from 8 exons.
CCUCUGCUCCCUGUGACCUCACCGUCCCACCUGGGUCCCUCUCACUGACGCACCUGUGUUCAGUUUCUUUUCUCUGUAACGAACAAAUUCUGCUCGUAUCUGAAACAGCAGACGAAGAAUAAAGAGCGGCAGAUGUUCACUUUAUUUCAGCAUCGCUGCGACUAACAUAUCAGAUCUGAAACGGCUCAAACACAUUUUCUACAUUUGCUAAUAAUUAGCAGCUGAUGACUGAAAACAUGAGUAAUUAUUAUGACAGCCUCUAGAUCUCAUGAGAUUUGUAUCUCUCCAUUCCAUACAAAUAAUAAUAAUAAUAACAAUAAUAAUGAUGAUGAUGAUGAUGAUGAUGAGAGCUGAUCCUCUCGGUUCGUGUGAGGCUGACAUGUCGGACGUGUGUUUGUCAGCAGAGUGAUCCUUCCUGUCCGCGUGUUCUCUAACUGAUCCCAGAGCAGCUCCGUGCUGGAUAAUCUGCUGUAAUCUGAGUUAAUCUGUCCCGGCUCGGCCCGGCUCGGCCCGGCCUCUCGUCAGUCUGACCUGCAGGGAUGAGAGCUGCAGCUCCGGGAGGGUUCCUGGUGCUGCCGUGGCCCCGCGGCGGCUCGGAGCCGGGGCCGGGGCCGGGUGAGGAGGGCCGGGGGGGGCUGGCGAUGAGGUGUGGAGCUCUGCUGGGAGUCACGCUGAUCUGUGUGGCAGUGUUGAGGAGGUGGAUUGCAGGUGGAGUGUGUCGUUGUUCGGUUCGUCUGGAUGGAAAGACGGUUCUGAUCACCGGAGCGAACACCGGCAUCGGCAAAGAGACCGGCAGGGACAUGGCACGCAGAGGGGCCCGGGUGGUGAUGGCGUGCAGGGACCUGACCCGGGCGGAGCAGGCGGCGGAGGAGAUCCGGCAGUCGACAGGAAAUGGUAACGUGGUGAUCAGACACCUGGACCUCGCCUCCGUUUACUCCGUCAGACAGUUCGCUAAAGACUUCCUGGACAGUGAAGACAGACUGGACAUCCUCAUCAACAACGCAGGAGUGAUGAUGUGUCCAAGAUGGCUGACGGAGGACGGUUUUGAGACUCAGCUGGCCGUCAAUCAUCUGGGUCACUUCCUGCUGACCAAUCUGCUGCUGCCGAAGCUGAAGAGCUCCGCCCCCAGCCGCGUGGUCACCGUGUCGUCCAUCGCCCACCGUGGUGGUCACAUCGACUUUGAUGACCUGUUCUUCAGCAGGAGGCCGUACAGUUCCCUGGAGAGCUACAGACAGAGCAAACUGGCCAACGUCCUGUUCUCCAGAGAACUAGCCCGACGACUCAGAGGCUCUGGUGUGUCGUCAUUCUGUCUCCACCCGGGUGUGAUCAGGACCGAACUGGGUCGUCACGUUCAGGGCUGGUUGCCCCUGCUGGGGGCGCUGCUGAGCCUCCCCUCCCUGCUGCUCAUGAAGACUCCCAGUCAGGGCAGUCAGACCACCGUGUACUGUGCCGUGACGCCGGGCCUGGAGGAACGAUCCGGACAAUACUUCAGUGACUGUGCAGAGAAGGAAGCAGCUCCAGAGGGGCAGGAUGACGUGGUGGCGAGGAAGCUGUGGGAGGAGAGCGCCCGAUUGGUCGGAUUAAAAGACACAUGCUGACCUCGACCCUGAUGUCUGUGUGCAGCAAAAAUUAGUGUGGUGUUUUAUUAUUUUCACGUUGUAAGUCAUAAUUAAAUCAUUAUUAUAAGAAGACAAGAUAUUUGGGAGAAUUUGUAUUUUUUGUCCGUUUAUAAAAAUAUGGACCCAAACUUUUUUUAAACAGCUGAGGACGUAAAUUCAUUAUUAUUUAAUGAAAAUAGCAACUUAUGGUGAUGUUAGGAAAAAUAGUUGUCAGUUUUCAGAGGAUGUGAUAAAAAACAUUGUGGUUGUUGUGAGAGUAUGUAUGUAUGAACUACAGUGUUGCCUGAUUGGACAGUAUUUUACUGUUGACAUUUGACCUGCAGUGAUGUCACAGGUGUUUUUAAAAGUUGAAUGAAGGUCGGACUGAACGUUUUUUUAGUUUCAAGAUUCUCCUCCAGAGAAGCGUUCAUGUUCCCUUUGUUUCCUUCAUGUUCUCUUUGUUUCCUUCAUGUUUCCUUUGUUUCCUUCAUGUUUCCUUUGUUUCCUUCAUGUUCCCUUUGUUUCCUUCAUGUUCCCUU